CGCAAUCUGAUCGCGCAUUGGCAAAGGCGGCAGUCUGAGCGGAUGUGACUUUCCGGAGAAGUUUCACAUUUAGGAUUUUUAUACAUUUAUAGAUUCGUAUAUAUGUUUAAUCAAAUAUCUCAGAGUUUGUCUUUUUUAAGCCCCACGAAAUGGAAGUUGAGUUUUGAGCGAUGUUACCUGAAGUGAAGAUUGAAGACGUGAUAGAAGAUGGACGACUACUGCUAUGCUAAGAUGGUGACGUCAUGUCAAAGAGAACAUGAAAGCCAAUCAGAAACUUCCAGCAAAUCACCAACGGAGAUAAAGACCAAAGAUGAAGCAGAUGUCCAGCAGCCCAUUGGUCAUCCAAAUGAACUUCCCACUCAAUUGGGUGGGAACUCCGCUUUGAAGCAAGAGACUCUACCCCACAUUAAAGAGGAAGAGGAGGAACUCGGGAUCACUCAGGAGGGAGAGUGUCUUCUCGGGCCGCCGGAAGCUGAUUUCAACAAGUUGCCACUGACUGUUGUCCCCUUGAAGACUGAAGAUGAUGAAGAGAAACCACUAGUAGACAACCUCUUAGCUCCACUAUCAGAUAGUGAGACUGACGAUGAGGUUGAAGUAACUUUGAGCAGCGAUACAGACUGUGAGGAUGAUAUGAGGACUCCCACUGACCAUCACUCUGAAUGCUCGAAACGGAAGAACAAUAUCAAAUGUUUAAGCUGCUCAGUUUGUGGUAAAAGCUUUACUAAGAUGAGCCAUUUGACUCAACACAUGAGAACGCACACAGGGGAAAAACCAUUUAAUUGCUCAGUUUGCGAUAAAAGCUUUGUUUCCAAAUCUGGUUUGACCAAACACAUAAUGAAACACACUGGACGUAAACAGUUUAGUUGCUCAGUAUGUGGUAAAAGCUUUUAUCAAAAGAGCAUUCUGACUGACCACAUGAGAACACAUUCAGGCGAAAAACCAUUUAACUGUUCGGUUUGUGGUAAACGGUUUACUGAGAAGAGCCACUUGAUCCAGCACAUGCGAACACAUACUGGAGAAAAACCAUUUAAUUGUUCAGUUUGCGGCAAGCGCUUUUCUCAAAAGAGGAAUAUGAUUGAGCACGUGAGAACACACACAGGAGAAAAACCCUUUCAUUGUUCAGAUUGCGGUAAAAGCUUUACUGAAAAGACCCAUUUGACUCAGCACAUGAGAACGCACACAGGUGAGAAACCAUUUAACUGUUCAGAUUGUGGUAAAAGAUUUUCUCAAAAGAGCAACUUGUCUCGACACGAGAACACACACAGGAGAAAAAACGUUUGAUCGUGCCGUUUGCGGAAAAAACUUUGUUCGAAAUGUGAUUGGACAAACCCAAGACCUCCUCAAAAAUGCAUUGCUGUUUUUUUCAUAAAAAUCUGACAUAUUCGUUCAAAGUGGGCACUAUCUGGUGCAUAAUCUUAAAUCAUAAACUUUUCAGUUUUGCUGAGCUGUUUAUGACUUCACGUGCGCUUUGCUUUGUUGCAGGAUAUUGCACAUGCCUGGCAAUCAAUCAAGUGAUUGAAGUGAGACUUUAACCUGAAAAUGCCGCCUUGCUGUGCUGUGGCAAGCAUAAAAAACGACAAAUAGGAAAACGUUCUUACAGCGUCUUGGAAGAAAUGGUUCAUAAAGGGAAUAAAGUUGAAGAAAUUAUGAAAGCGUGCGAAGAGAAAUGGCUCUCAAACGGUCACUUUCAUCUUGUAGAGCAGCCGGCACGUGCUCGUGUCUGCACUUUGUUUGAACAUUGGAUUUGUUUGAGAAACUUUCUGUGACGCAAACAUUGUUAACUAUAUAGUUGAAUAAAUAAUUAUAACUCA
Molecule: messenger RNA, 1811 nt
Organism: Nerophis ophidion (straightnose pipefish)
Lineage: Eukaryota; Metazoa; Chordata; Actinopteri; Syngnathiformes; Syngnathidae
Product: gastrula zinc finger protein XlCGF17.1-like
Exons: 2
Coding region: 208-1281 (357 amino acids)
Biological process (GO): regulation of transcription by RNA polymerase II
Molecular function (GO): RNA polymerase II cis-regulatory region sequence-specific DNA binding; DNA-binding transcription factor activity
Source: RefSeq, a predicted model, not a curated record